Messenger RNA from Salvia splendens (bonfire salvia), 3530 nucleotides. Its product is annotated as probable UDP-N-acetylglucosamine--peptide N-acetylglucosaminyltransferase SPINDLY. Lineage: Eukaryota; Viridiplantae; Streptophyta; Magnoliopsida; Lamiales; Lamiaceae. The transcript has 18 exons. Gene Ontology annotation, molecular function: protein binding. The coding region runs from base 426 to 3224 and encodes 932 amino acids. The record is from RefSeq and is a predicted model, not a curated record.
CAAAAUCCCUAAUUUUCAAAUUGACUUCAAUAUUUUUCCCCUCAAAACCCGUCAACAACAUCACGCCGCCUCUCUCGUCCCGAUUUUCCGACGGUUUUCCCUCAACCUCCAUGCCCAUUUACCUCUCUUUCACCUUCCCACCGCCCUAGUCUCCGCAGAACCCUAAAGGGGAACGAACUCGCGAACCGAAGCCGUCGCUGCAGCUGAAGUGGCAUCGUUGCUGUCGUUUUCGCUGGUGAGAAUCACUAGCCGGAAUCGCCCGCCUUCGAUCAUGGAGUGAUAAGUUUCUGCUGGAUGGCCGCUGCCCGUCACCUCCAGAUUGUGCAGCGUGAGUUUGCCCCGGGUUGUUUAUGUGAGUUUUUGGCGGUGGUGGUAUUUACGUGAUUGAGUGCAGGCUUGGAUUCUGAGCCUGUUUGUUAAGUUAGAUGGAGCUAACGAAAAAAGAUGCAGAUACUGAAAAAGUAAGAGAUUCGCAAGAUGGUCCCGUGUUCAUAAAUGAAGGGCAACCUUCCUUGGGCAGCGGAGAGCCUCUGGGCAUUACCCCAGCGAAGAAGAGUUUUGAAGGGAAAGAUGCUUUAUCAUACGCUAACAUUCUCCGCUCCAGGAACAAGUUCGUGGAUGCAUUUUCUGUCUACGAGACCAUUCUGGAGAAGGAUACUGAAAAUGUUGAAGCUUUUAUUGGUAAAGGGUUUUGCCUACAAAUGCAGAACUUGGGGAGGCCCGCGUAUGAGAGUUUCGCUGAAGCUGUGAGGCUGGAUCCUCAAAAUGCCUGUGCUCUUACACACUGUGGUAUCUUGUAUAAAGACGAGGGUCGACUGGUGGAGGCAGCUGAGAUGUAUCAGAAAGCUCUUAAGGCUGACCCUGCAUACAAGCUUGCAGCGGAAUGCUUGGCCAUUGUUUUGACGGACCUUGGAACCAGCUUAAAGCUUGCUGGUAAUACUCAAGAGGGAAUUCAGAAGUAUUACGAAGCUAUCAAAAUUGACCCACACUAUGCUCCUGCUUAUUAUAACCUCGGUGUCGUCUAUUCCGAAAUGAUGCAAUAUGACACAGCCCUUAAUUGCUACGAAAAAGCUGCAAUAGAGCGACCUAUGUAUGCUGAAGCAUAUUGCAACAUGGGCGUUAUAUACAAAAAUCGUGGGGAUCUGGAGUCAGCAAUUGCCUGUUAUGAAAGGUGUCUGACUGUCUCUCCAAACUUCGAGAUAGCAAAAAAUAACAUGGCCAUUGCAUUAACUGAUUUAGGCACGAAGGUAAAAUUGGAGGGUGAUAUCAACCAGGGCAUUGCAUAUUAUAAGAAAGCUCUGUACUAUAACUGGCACUAUGCUGAUGCUAUGUAUAACCUUGGCGUUGCUUAUGGAGAAAUGUUGAAGUUUGAUAUGGCCAUUGUAUUUUAUGAACUGGCCUUCCACUUCAAUCCUCAUUGUGCAGAGGCUUGCAACAAUUUAGGUGUUAUAUAUAAGGACCGUGACAACCUAGAUAAAGCAGUAGAGUGUUACCAGUUGGCAUUGUCAAUCAAGGCAAAUUUUUCCCAAUCAUUGAACAAUCUUGGAGUUGUAUAUACUGUCCAGGGUAAAAUGGAUGCUGCAGCAAGUAUGAUUGAGAAAGCUAUUGUUGCAAAUCCGACUUAUGCAGAAGCUUAUAAUAAUCUAGGGGUCCUUUAUAGAGAUGCUGGCAACAUAUCUCUUGCAGUUGAAGCUUAUGAGCAGUGCCUCAAAAUAGAUCCUGACUCUCGCAAUGCAGGCCAGAAUCGGUUGCUUGCUAUGAACUAUAUACAUGAUGGGACUGAUGAUAAAUUAUAUGAGGCUCACAGGGAUUGGGGCAGGCGCUUUAUGAGGUUAUUCCCACAAUAUACUUCCUGGGACAACGAAAAUGACCCAGAAAGGCCACUUGUCAUUGGAUAUGUGUCUCCUGAUUAUUUUACUCAUUCAGUCUCAUACUUUAUUGAAGCCCCACUUAUCUAUCAUGACUAUACAGCCUAUAAGGUGGUUGUUUAUUCAGCAGUUGUCAAAGCAGAUGCAAAAACAAACAGGUUUAGAGAUAGGGUCCUAAAAAAUGGUGGAGAAUGGAGGGAUAUUUAUGGGAUUGAUGAGAAAAAAGUUGCAAGCAUGGUCAGAGAAGAUAAAAUUGAUAUCCUUGUUGAACUUACUGGUCAUACUGCAAAUAACAAGUUGGGAAUGAUGGCUUGCCGGCCUGCACCUGUUCAGGUGACAUGGAUUGGCUACCCUAAUACAGCUGGUUUACCUACCAUUGAUUACAGGAUAACUGAUGCGCUGGCUGAUCCAUCUGAUACAAAACAAAAACAUGUUGAAGAGUUAGUCCGAUUACCUGACUCGUUUCUGUGCUACACUCCUUCGCCAGAAGCAGGUCCAGUGUGUCCAACACCUGCACUAUCUAAUGGCUUUGUUACUUUUGGUAGCUUUAACAAUCUGGCAAAGAUAACACCUAAAGUGCUGCAAGUAUGGGCAAGAAUUCUUUGUGCUGUUCCAAAUUCUCGGCUCAUUGUGAAGUGUAAGCCUUUUUGCUGUGAAAGUGUGAGACAACAAUUUCUUUCAGCACUGGAGAAGUUGGGACUGGAAUCCCUGCGCGUUGAUCUUCUGCCUCUAAUUCUUCUCAAUCAUGAUCAUAUGCAAUCAUAUUCUUUGAUGGACAUAAGCUUGGAUACAUUUCCAUAUGCUGGGACAACUACCACAUGUGAGUCUUUGUACAUGGGAGUCCCAUGUGUCGCUAUGAGAGGCUUAGUGCAUGCUCAUAAUGUUGGUGUGAGUCUUCUGCAGACUGUCGGUUUAAAAAACCUGGUUGCCGAGAAUGAAGAUGAAUAUGUUGAGCGGGCUGUGCAGUUGGCCUCUGAUAUUACAGCCCUCUCAAAUUUAAGAAUGAGGCUGCGAGAUCUCAUGGUUAAAUCCCCUCUUUGUCAUGGAUCUAAAUUCACCAGGGGACUAGAGUCAGCAUACAGAAAUAUGUGGCAUCGAUACUGCAAGGGUGACGUGCCAUCUCUGAGGCGAAUGGAACUGCAACCCCAGCAGCAGCAGGAGCAGCCUCAUUUGCAACAGGUUGGUCCAGAAGAGCUGGCCAUAAAAUUUUCUGAACCUGCCAAGUCAGAUGCCCUCCAAGCAACCGUCAAGGUAAAUGGUUUUACAGCGGGACAGUGUUCCUCGAUCAAUAGUUCACGUGUAGAGGAAAACGGGUCACUCCCAAAUCAGAACUGUAGUUCGGGAAAAUUGAGUUGAGUGGUAUUAGCCAGUGGCAAGUUUCAAAAGGUGAUUGGAGUCCCCUUGUACCAUAAUAUUUAUGGGGCUUUAUACACGGUAGGAUUCGUGGUGGCAGCAUCUGCAGAACGCGAGCUGAUUGUUUUUGAACUUAGUCUAGGAUGCAAAUCUCAACUAUUUGUUUGGUUAAAGGGGUGUAAUUUAGCUCAGAAACUUAAAAUGGUAUGUGAUUGUAUCAAAGAAUGUUGUGAAUUUUCCCCCAUAGCUCCCGAUUAUAAAUGGGGGUUUGCAAUAUAUAUAUAUAUGAUUAUUGUUGCAGCAGGUAAA